Xylaria bambusicola is the source of this 1729-nucleotide messenger RNA. RefSeq lists its product as uncharacterized. Lineage: Eukaryota; Fungi; Ascomycota; Sordariomycetes; Xylariales; Xylariaceae. Bases 359 to 1408 code for a protein of 349 amino acids. Gene Ontology annotation, cellular component: nucleus. The transcript has a single exon. The record is from RefSeq and is a predicted model, not a curated record.
AUUGGGAUAAGAUAACCUGGAAAAGAAGACCCCGGGCAUUUGACUCCUGCAAAUAUGCAACAAACAGGGCUUAGCGCUCUUGCUGCUUUUUCGCAGGCUGGACCAGACUCGGGCAGUACUGCUCGGGUCUGCUCGGGCUGGGCUCAGGCUUAAAGCGGCGUGGCUCAGUCCACGAACCUAAUCCAAAAUAGGAAAGGAAAGUAGCCCCUGGUCGUGUGCCCAGUCUUCAAGGCGAAAAUCUAAGCAGGCGAGGGCAGGGUCGUAAAACGGGCGCAGAAAAAAUAGGAAUAUCUGUCUACGACACGUCGGCUCUUCUACCUCAUUCUGUGACCCAAACCGUGUGCCACCGAUAUCCAAGAUGAACUGCGCUUGUCGGACAAACUCUCUCAAGAUAUUUGUCCAGAGUCUUACCGAGCUUCGCGUUACUGAUCCUAUUAUUUCAAGACCUUUUCGACCUAAUCAUCUCAGCUCGCCAAUUGCCUUUCGUCAGGCCCCCAUUCGUCACUCGGCUCGACCGUUCACUUUCUCUGCAGCUGCCUACUCGUCUGGACUUAAACAUCAAGAUAACGCAGAAAGUUUGUCGGCGGACAGAGUCGAGAAAGAGACGCCUAUCCGAGCAACAGCCGAAACACUUCAAUAUGAUUCUCCUCCUCCAGCUUCGACUGCCUUACCUGCCUCGGGCGAUGAACUCACAGCCGCGAAGUUAAAUGGAGCCAUUCUCGACCUUAGUCCAGAAUCUAUCGAUGCACUCAUUGCGAACCUAGAUCAAACAUCAAUUGCUGGGCAAGAAAAUGGGUUAGAGCAGCGUAACAAUCGUCAGCUCGAUACACAACCAGAGUCACCACGGAAAUCUAAGCCACCCGUCGAAAAGAGUCAGCUCAAAAGACUCAAGAUCAUAAAAGAAGAUAAACCGCUGCGCGAUCCAGAUGAAGCAUGGGCAAGGCAGCCCGAAGAUUGGCAAAUACAGAAGCAGGCGCUGAAGGAAAAGUUUCCAGAGGGCUGGCGGCCUAGGAAGCGACUAUCUCCGGACGCGCUGGAAGGGAUCCGGGCGCUGCACGCGCAGUUUCCAGAACAGUACACGACGGAGGUGCUGGCCAAGAAUUUCGAGGUAUCCCCGGAGGCGAUCCGGCGCAUUCUCAAGGGUAGGUGGACGCCGAGUGCCGAAGAGGAUACUCGCCGGCAAGAGCGCUGGUUCAACCGUGGCAAGGAGAUAUGGAGCCAGAUGGCGGAGCUUGGGACGAAGCCGCCGCGCAAAUGGCGCCGCGAGGGCGUCGUUCGAAAGCCCCACUGGAACGAGAAGAAAGGCCCCAGGACUGAGUACCCUUACAUGCCUGAAGGGAAGAGCCAGGCUCAGGAUGAACGUCCGGCGGAGAGCGCGCAUCGGAGGCUGUCUGGGUCUCUCUUGUAACACACUUGACUUGUAUUGCCUGGCUGUGUGUGUAUAAAAAGGCGAUUGAAGGUUGUCUAUUCUGAAAUAUCGUGCUAGAUAUACAUGGGCUCUGUCUAUACUACCAGUACAUAUUGAACAUCCUAUAAUACCAUUUCUGCUCAUGUACAGGUUUUUCUUCGGUGACCAUACCAGGUUAUUUACUUUCUUGGAUGCUCUACGAAAUGUUUCACACUAGUGGUUCACCCCUCGCCAGUUAAUCGGAACAAGAGCGCAAGGUGGCCUGAGUCUACUAUUAUUAGACUAGAAAUCGUUGCUAAUAUCAAUUUCAACUCAAGUAUU